This is a messenger RNA of Medioppia subpectinata, 1642 nucleotides long. The record is from the annotation of a GenBank genome assembly. Lineage: Eukaryota; Metazoa; Arthropoda; Arachnida; Sarcoptiformes; Oppiidae.
UUCAAGUGAUAUAUGCUUUCAAUCAGAUAACAGGGUCUCGUCAUUAGACGUCAAAUCGGACCGUAAUGUAUGCCAUAGUCUAUGAUAUAAAAUGAUCGAAAGCUCCCAUCAUUAGUUCACUUUACUGUUUUAUUACAUUAUUGAAUAGUUAAUUUAAAUUACAAAAUUAUAUAUUUAAAUACUAAUCUCUUAUACAAAAAUGCGCGAAAACAAGUACAACGGAAACGGAGUUUUAAACGGCAAUACACUGUCGGACGGCAAGACUGCCGACACUUUCCUAUUCAGUUCCGAGUCUGUAGGCGAAGGACAUCCGGAUAAACUAUGCGACCAACUGAGCGAUGCCAUUCUGGACGCACACCUAAAACAGGACCCGCUCUCACGGGUCGCCUGCGAGACGGCCACCAAAUCGGGUCAGAUUGUAGUGUUGGGCGAAAUCACAUCCACAGCCAAUGUGGACAUUGAACAAGUGGUCAGAGACACUGUCAAGAGUAUUGGCUACGAUGAUAAAAGCAAAGGUCUGGACUACAAAACAGCCAAAAUCAUGGUCUUACUGGACAAACAGGCGCAGGAGAUCGCGUCGGGCGUUCACGUGGACCGGUCUGAGGAUGAUAUUGGCGCCGGAGAUCAGGGCCUUAUGUUUGGUUACGCCACCGACGAGACGGACGAAUGCAUGCCAUUGACAGUAGUCUUAUCGCACAAACUGAACGAAAAACUCGGCGAACUUCGACGGGACGGCACCUUUCCCUGGUGUCGACCCGACUGCAAGACUCAGGUCACCUGCGAGUACUACUUUGACAACGGGCGCGCUGUGCCCACUCGGGUGCACACCGUUGUCAUUGAAGCCAAUAAUGAUCAACAGUUAACUGUAGCCGAACUGAGACAACUGUCCACAACCAUAGCCCUGGGUCUGAUUGGCCGGGGUGUGGAAAAGGGGGAUAUCAUCGCAUUUUACGGCCAAAACUCCAUACAACACAUAGUCCUGCGGUUCGCCACCUAUUUCUUAGGCCUAACAUUCGCGCCGUUGAGUCCCACGUUUGGUCCGCACGAGCUCCGGAAGGAGAUCCAGAUCAUCGGCGCCACAGUCAUCAUCAGCUCCGGGCAGGAGCUGCACAAAUUUGACACCAUAUUAACCAACGAGCAAAACAGCGUCAUAAAACUCGUGGUAGUUUUCGAUGGCACACACGACAGGCACCCAACCUAUGAUCAACUAUUGACUGAUACGUCAACGGACGGCACCGGUCUGUCCACACUAUCGCAGAUACCUUACUAUGACGUAAACCCAGAUGUGGACAUGUUUUUCUUGAUCCACACGUCCGGCAGCACCGGUAGACCAAAGCCAAUAGCAGCGCUGCCCUUCUCGUACGUCCAUAUUUCGGGUGCACAGACACUGCCCCUAUGGGUGUGUUGGGGCGCAACUGUUGUGAUUUACACCAGGUUUACACCCAGUGGCGCGAUCGCCUCCAUUGAGAAGUACGGUAUUACACACUUUCCGUGUUAUCCGGCGUUUGGUCCCGAGUUUUUGACCGCAACUGCCGGCGCUCGUGACCUCUCAAGCCUUCGGGUCAUUAUCACGGGUGGCGCUAAGUUUCCCACUAAUAUAGCGAUGGAUAUUAUCAAAAAAUAUGGGGUCAGGUUUAGAGAA